Molecule: messenger RNA, 5651 nt
Organism: Peromyscus californicus insignis
Lineage: Eukaryota; Metazoa; Chordata; Mammalia; Rodentia; Cricetidae
Gene: Ttll5
Product: tubulin tyrosine ligase like 5
Exons: 34
Coding region: 213-4199 (1328 amino acids)
Biological process (GO): microtubule cytoskeleton organization; protein polyglutamylation
Cellular component (GO): cilium
Molecular function (GO): tubulin binding; tubulin-glutamic acid ligase activity
Source: RefSeq, a predicted model, not a curated record
AACGGGGGAAGCAACCUUCGGCGGCUGCGUUGAUUCUGGCCGGGGAAGGAGGAGGAAGGUGAAGCAGACCGUGGUCCCCGCCUGCCCGUCCCCAGCCUUGAGAAGAUGAGACAGGAGUCUGUGCCAUCCAAAUUGUCUGAUCCAGUGAAACUGCAAGGAAGAAAGGUCUCUGAGGCCUCUGUCUGUUGACUGUAUGACAAACCCUAAAGGAAAUGCCAGUUGUGAUGGCCCGGGACCUGGAGGAAACAGCAUCAUCCUCAGAGGAUGAGGACCUGGUGAACCAAGAGGAUCACCCAUGUAUCAUGUGGACUGGAGGCUGCAGGAGGAUUCCAGUUUUGGUUUUUCAUGCUGAGGCUAUUUUGACAAAGGACAACAAUAUUCGAGUAAUUGGAGAGCGUUAUCAUUUGUCUUAUAAGAUUGUGAGAACGGACAGUCGCCUGGUGCGAAGCAUUCUGACAGCCCAUGGAUUUCAUGAAGUUCACCCGAGCAGCACUGACUAUAACCUGAUGUGGACAGGAUCCCACCUGAAGCCCUUCUUACUUCGAACCCUUUCUGAAGCACAGAAAGUUAAUCACUUCCCCAGGUCAUAUGAACUAACCCGGAAGGACCGCCUGUACAAAAACAUCAUUCGAAUGCAACACACGCAUGGAUUCAAGGCUUUCCACAUCCUCCCUCAGACCUUCCUCCUGCCAGCUGAGUACGCGGAGUUCUGUAAUUCAUAUUCAAAGGACCGGGGACCUUGGAUAGUAAAACCAGUGGCCUCUUCUAGGGGGCGGGGCGUCUACUUGAUCAACAAUCCAAACCAGAUCUCCCUGGAAGAGAACAUCUUGGUCUCGCGUUACAUUAACAAUCCCCUGCUCAUAGAUGAUUUCAAGUUUGACGUGCGCCUCUAUGUGCUCGUGACUUCCUAUGAUCCCCUUGUCAUCUAUCUCUAUGAGGAAGGAUUGGCUAGGUUUGCAACUGUGCGAUAUGAUCAAGGAUCCAAGAACAUUCGGAACCAGUUCAUGCACCUAACAAACUACAGCGUGAACAAGAAGAGUGGAGACUAUGUGAGUUGUGAUGAUCCAGAAGUGGAGGAUUAUGGGAACAAGUGGAGCAUGAGUGCCAUGCUUAGGUACCUGAAACAAGAAGGCAAGGAUACAACUGCACUGAUGGCCCACGUGGAGGACUUGAUCAUUAAGACGAUAAUCUCGGCUGAAUUAGCUAUCGCCACUGCCUGUAAAACCUUCGUGCCGCACCGCAGCAGUUGUUUCGAACUGUAUGGCUUUGAUGUGCUCAUAGAUAAUACUCUGAAGCCAUGGUUGUUGGAAGUGAAUCUCUCCCCUUCUUUGGCCUGUGAUGCACCUCUGGACCUCAAGAUUAAAGCCAGUAUGAUCUCAGAUAUGUUCACUGUUGUAGGGUUUGUGUGCCAAGAUCCCGCACAGCGGGCAUCCAACAGGUCAAUUUACCCCACCUUUGAGUCUUCCCGACGGAACCCUUUUCAGAAAUCCCAGCGCGCCCGUCCACUCUCUGCCAGUGAUGCAGAAAUGAAAAACCUUGUGGCCUCAGCCCGGGAGAAGGUCCCGGGGAAGUUAGGCGGCUCUGUACUUGGUCUGUCAAUGGAAGAGAUCAAAGUUUUGCGAAGGGUAAAGGAAGAGAAUGACCGGAGAGGAGGAUUUAUCCGCAUAUUUCCUACAUCCGAGACAUGGGAAAUAUAUGGGUCCUACCUUGAACACAAAACCUCCAUGAACUACAUGCUGGCCACGCGCCUAUUCCAGGACAGGGGAAACCCGAGAAGAAGCUUGCUGACAGGAAGAACACGAGUGAAUACUGACGGAGCACCAGAACUGAAGGUGGAGAGCAUGAACUCCAAGGCCAAGCUGCAUGCUGCUCUCUAUGAGAGGAAGCUACUGUCUCUGGAGGUGCGAAAACGUAGACGGCGGAGUGGCAGAUUGAGGGCAAUGAGGCCAAAAUACCCAGUGAUUACCCAACCAGCUGAAAUGAAUAUUAAAACUGAGACAGAAAGCGAAGAGGAGGAAGAAGUUGGAUUAGACAAUGAAGAUGAAGAGCAGGAAGCCUCCCAGGAGGAGUCUGCAGGGUCUCUUGGAGAAAACCAAGCCAAGUACACGCCUUCAUUGACUGUUAUAGUAGAAAAUUCACCCAGAGAAAAUUCCAUGAAAGUUGCCGAGUGGACUAAUAAAGGUGAUCAGUCCUGCAAAAUUGAGACUCAAGAGCCAGAGUCUAAAUUUAAUCUGAUGCAGAUUCUCCAGGAUAAUGGAAAUCUAAGCAAAGUGCAGGCCCGGUUAGCAUUCUCUGCCUAUCUUCAGCAUGUGCAAGUCCGUCUGACGAAGGACAGUGGUGGUCAGACCCUCAGUCCGAGUUGGGCUGCCAAAGAGGAUGAACAGAUGGAGCUAGUGGUUCGAUUCCUUAAGAGAGCAUCAAGUAAUCUCCAGCAUUCACUGAGGAUGGUGUUACCUAGUCGGCGAUUGGCACUUCUGGAGCGCAGAAGAAUCCUUGCCCACCAGCUAAGUGACUUUAUCGUCGUGUACAACAAGGAAACAGAACAAAUGGCUGAGAAGAAAUCAAAGAAGAAACUAGAAGAGGAGGAGGAAGAUGGGGUGAACGCAGAAAGCUUUCAGGAGUUCAUCCGACAAGCAAGUGAGGCUGAACUGGAGGAGGUGCUGACUUUUUAUACCCAGAAAAACAAGUCUGCCAGUGUCUUCCUGGGGACUCACUCGAAAAGUUCUAAGAGCAGCAGUAGUUAUUCUGAUAGUGGGGCAAAAGGUGAUCACCCUGAGACAAUUCAGGAAGUGAAAAUAAAGCAGCCCAAGCAGCAGCAGGCAACAGAAAUCCACGCUGAUAAAUUAUCUCGAUUUACCACUUCAGCAGGAAAAGAGGCUAAACUAGUCUAUACCAGUUGCUCUUCUUUCUCUGGUCCUGCUGCUGUUCUUCUGCAGAAACUUCCCAGCACCCAUCUGUCAUCUGUUAUUACAACCUCUGCCCUCUCGUCAGGUCCUGGCCACCAUUCUUCUUUAUCUCAAAUUUCUCCAGCUAUCCCCAGCAUGCCUCACCAGUCAGCACUUUUACUGAACCCCGUCCCCGACAGUGCUCCUCCCUCCAUACACCCCGGGACCCCGAACGUAAGCCCCGCUGGCCUGCCACGCUGCCGAUCAGGCAGUUACACCAUGGGCCCCUUUUCCUCUUUCCAAAGUGCCGCACACAUCUAUAGCCAGAAACUGUCUCGUCCCUCUUCAGCAAAGGCAGCAGGUUCAUGUCAUCCACACAAGCAUCAUUCAGGAAUAACCAAAACGCAAAAGGAGGGUGAAGAAGGGUCCUUCAACCGAAGGUACAACCCAAGUCUGGUUACGGCCGAGCUCCAGCGGCUGGCGGAGAAGCAGGCAGCCAGGCAGUAUUCUCCAGCCAGUCACAUCAAUCUCCUCACCCAGCAGGUGGCAAACCUGAAUUUGGCCAGUGGUGUCAUAAACAGAAGCAGUGCUUCAACCCCACCUACCCUCCGACCUGUCAUCAGUCCUAGUGGCCCGACGUGGUCUAUACAGUCAGACCUCCACACUCCUGAGAACCACUCCAGCCCUCCUGGAAGCAGGAGCCUCCAGACCGGUGGCUUUGCCUGGGAGGGCGAGGUAGAGAACAAUGCCUACAGCAAGGCCACAGGAGUGGUCCCCCAGCACAAGUACCACCCCACGGCAGGCAGCUACCAACUCCACUUCGCUCUCCAGCAACUUGAACAACAAAAACUUCAGUCCCGGCAGCUUCUGGACCAGAGUCGAGCCCGGCACCAGGCAAUCUUUGGCAGCCAGACACUACCUAACUCCAGUUUAUGGACAAUAAAUAAUGGUGCGGGCUGCAGAAUUUCCAGUGCCACAGCUGGUGGCCAGAAGCCAAACACCCUGCCACAAAAAGUGGUGCCACCUCCAAGUUCCUCCACCUUGGUCUCCAAGCCCCAAUCCAAUCACAAACAAGGGCUCAGAAAGGCAGCAUCCCAGAGGGCUUCCAAAGGGUUCUCCGCAGAAGGGCAGCUGAACGGACUUCAGAACAGCCUUAGCCCUGCAGCCUUUAUGCCCAUCGCCAGCUCCACAGGAUCUUUGGAAGCUCCCCAAGUUAUUUUCGCCAGAUCCAAACCCUUACCCACACAGUCUGGAGCCUUUGCUACAGUUAUAGGACAGAGAAAAUCAAAGUCGGUGAAGUCAGGGGCAAUUUAAGGAAAACAAGCUCGAUCCCAUCCUGCACCACCUGUGGUAGCCUGUGCAAUUAAGGAGUUGCCAGACUUGGUCUUGUGAAGCUGUGGCCUCACCUCACUAAUGCUCCUUGGGGUUGUGUUCCAGCUGUAGCCUUCAGAACUCACCAGAAAAUUCUCUGAAACCCCAAGACUGUAAUUAUUCCUUUCUUCUUUGCUCAGUCCCACAUACUCAGCAUUAAUGGCACACCUCCUAUGAGCUUAAUAUUCUCCUUUCCUCUGGGGGAAUAUUUAUAAACUUCUUUGAGAAGCAUUAUUCAUUAAAAUGCCCCAGCAGAGCAAAGGAGAAGGGAAAGACAUUUACCCACCACGGGCUUCAUUUACAUUGGAUCAGAAAGCUUCAGAUAUCUUUCCCAACCCAUUUAAACUCUCUCCAGAACGGAAUGAGGAUAGAGACAGGAACACCAAAUCCAAGACUUGGUCAUCUACCAAAACGUACCGGAGAAACCAAAAACACCCGGAAUUGUGGUGCUGCUCGGCCAAUCGCACUUGAACCCUGACACAAAGCAGCCAGUUCCGUGAUGAACAGCUUGUAAAGUAUAGAAAACUUCAAGGAGGAGAUCAAGAUGUCCUUCGGUAGACUGGCAUCCAGGAGGGUGAAUGUGACAGCCAGCUCCAAACCAAACUGACGGCCUGCCAAGGAGCACUGGCAUCUCUGUUUCCAGGUCUGUGAGGCUUGGACCUGCCAUGGCGUGUCGCUUUCCUCGAGCCUGUCUCCUGGUGUCCCCUGGUCCUCUCUGAUCAGUGCUUGCCCGUGUAGGCUUAUCAGCAGUGCGGCCUUGAGAAGGUUCAUCUCCUCACCUGGAAUUCUGUACAAACACGGUCCUGCUAAACUUGAGUUCACCGUCUUCUGGAGACAGUAUGCCAAGGGUGCAUGGACGUGGGCCCAGAGUCAGUCACGGUCUCAGAAACCAGCCUUCUGUGAGCAGUAUGGCUCCAGCGAAGCAUCACCAAGCAGACCCACCAGCCUGUGUCUGCCGAAAUUCUUAAUCCGGUUCAUCCCGCCCAUCUGCAGUGGGUUCCUUCCUUGAACAGAGAAGUAGUUUACAUGGCGAGGGGGCAGAAGAGUCUCAGAGGCCACAGCCCAUUCCAGCAGCGAUCCGUGAGAUGGUGGCCAGCGAGGAGGUCUCUGCACCCACAGUUCCUGCUGAGCGGCCUCGGCGCCUGUGACAGUCCCAGAAGCCUUCCUUCUGUGGGUUGCAGAGGCAGACGCGCUGGACUGAGAGACGUAUGUUUGCAAAACAUGUUGUACAAUGCUGAGGAAGUUCCUGGGGUCCUCUUCAAGGUAACUGUGCUGAGGGCAUCAGAGAGGAAAGCACAUCUAAGACCCCUCUGUCCCACCCUAGGCAAGUGUUACAUGCUUAGCUCCUGUCUGUUUUACCAGUCUACUAUAAAUAUAUACAUUGUGUUAACUGUA